Messenger RNA from Eremothecium sinecaudum, 2262 nucleotides. It is a transcript of the gene CVM1, whose product is annotated as Cvm1p. Lineage: Eukaryota; Fungi; Ascomycota; Saccharomycetes; Saccharomycetales; Saccharomycetaceae. The record is from RefSeq and is a predicted model, not a curated record. The transcript has a single exon. Bases 1 to 2262 code for a protein of 753 amino acids.
AUGGCUCUAAAUGAUGUCUUCCAAAGAGACGGUAUGGAACCUAAUAAUCAUGAUAAAAAUGCUGACCCCCAACAUGAAAGUAAAAAGGGCUGGUUUUCCUGGUUUACUUCUACCAAUGAGCCAACGAAUUCUGGGAGUGCAGAUUUCGAUUUAAAUGACGAACUUGAUGAUACGGAUGAUGAUAUAAUUUCAUCUAAAACGCAAAAAGACCCUGGUGUGUUCCAAAAUUUUUUAAGUUGGGCUAGUGUUUGGAAUUCUAAACAACCCGAGGAUCCCAUUCUGGUGAAACCGGUAGAAUACCAUAAAUUGACAUCUAAGCAGAUUCAAUUAUUAGAACAAGAAGCGUUACAAGCUCUUUCAAGAGGUUAUGAAUCUUGGUGUUGGCAUACCGAGUACUUACCUGACAUAGGUAAUAAUUCUGGAAAUUGGAGUCUUAUAGAGGGAGAACUUAGUAUUGCUAAUACUGGAUCGCAGAGAUGUCAAUUGCCAAUGAAGUUUUAUCCAAUAAGUGACCGCUGCGAAAAUGUUAUCUAUGUUAAUAAUUCUCUUCUUUUGCCUGGAUAUUCACCAAAUGAGUAUUUUCAUCCUAUGCCAUGGACUACAAAAGCUGCUUCAGUUCUCAAGAAGUAUUGUAAUUAUGCUGGGGAAUCACAUCUGUAUCUAGCUGAUGAGGAACAGAGUUCGGUAAAUGAUAAGAAACUGUUAGUAAUUAGUAUUACUGGUGCGUUACCGGAAAGGUAUGAGAAGUUGGUCCUUGGGAAAACGUGUUCUUCAAGAAAUCUGUCUGAACAACUUGCGCAGUCUUUAAAAAGUGAACGCCCCAAAUCUAUAACAUGCAUUUCUAUGCACUGUCCACUAGACAAGAAAUCUGUGGAUGUGUGCGUUCAGGAAUGUAUCAACCUCCUUUGCAAUUGGCGAACAACAUUCCAAGAAAUUGACGGCUUAUUUGUUGUUGGCGUAUACCAUAGUGUUCCACUAGCCAUUAAAUUGAUAGAAGCCAUUAUCAAAAAUCAUAGUAUCUUCCAAGUGGAUAAAAAAUCUGCCAUAGGCUUGCUAUCAUUUAAUUCAUGCCUUGGAGGCUACAAAUUCUGGGAUCACAGCGCAGACGUCGUGCUAGAAGAAGACGCUAGUUUCCAGUCAUAUAGGGAAAGGACUUUGUUUCAAGGCGCAACAAGAUUACAAAAGGAGACUUUAUCAAAAAUUAAGAACUACGGUAGAAGGGAUACCGAGGAAUCAAUAAGCAUAGAACAAUCUUUGGAUUGGUUAUUUCAUACCUGCAAAAAUUUUAAAAUAACUAUGGUAAGUUCAAUGUAUGAUAAUUGUAUGACUAUUGCUCAAAAGUUAGCUGUUGAGUAUGUGCAUCCGAGUAUACAGAGGCACAUAUGGUGUGAUUGCGAACAUCUAGGGUUUGAUCAUCAGAACCUGACAGCUAAUAGUGCAUUUGCAAAUAUAGACGUCCUGAAUCCACCCUUAUUUAAGACCGAUCUAGAGAUUCCAAAGGAGCGAAUGUUCGAAAUUUUAAUCAUACAUAAUUUGUUGCUUUUAAUCAACCUUGGAUACCGAGAAUUUAUCACAAUGUUCCAGCUAAUCAGUCCGUUUUAUAUAUCGAGGUCUUUCAACGAACAUACAUUUCCCCCAAACCUAAGAAAACAAGUUCAAAACGAUCAAAAGAAUUUUAUAACGGCUGCAGAAACCAGAUGGAAGACCACACCUCUUAUUGGGUCCGCUGCCAUUCCAGAAGAUGUUAAAUCCGUACGUGAUUUAUUGGAAUACUUACAUUAUGCGAAAAUCAAGAACCUUGAAAACCUAGAGGUCAAGAGCUCUAUUUAUGACGAUAAUAACAUAUACAGGGUUUUUAUUAGAAAUACAUUGCAGACUGCACCACUAAUGGAAAAACAACACCUCAUCACUUCUGACCAUAAUGUCACUCCCCAAAGUAUAUUUAAUGGAGUUAAUCAAUAUGAUUUAGUUUGGAAGUUACAUGAAUGUCUCGGUCGAUUGGUUACAUUGAGGAAUAUACCCGAACAACAUAUGUUGAAGUUGCAACUUUCUAUUUCUCCAGACAAUCACUUUUUGCAUGACACUCGAGAAUCACUAUUUAAGAAAAAUAAUAAAGAGUCGCUGCGACGUCUCGAUGAACUGUGGUCUAGCUAUUGUAACUGGAAGCCCCAGACAAGAGGUCUAAGACAACUACAAGAGAUUCUAAGCGUUCUUUCUUUGUACAACACAGCAGAUGACUUACGGAAGGAUGUAACACGUUAA